GAGGCGCGAGAGGUCUUCCAAUCGAUGCCUCGGAAGAAUGCCGUGACAUGGAACGCGAUGAUCCAGGCCUAUGCCCAAAACGGGUAUUGGGAUCAAGCCAAAGAGAUUUUCGAUGCCAUGCCGGAGAAGAAUUCCAUUGCCGCCUGGAAUUUCAUGCUCCAGCAAACGCUUCAAACCGGUAAUCUAGAAGAAGCGAGGGCUCUGUUCUUGCAUAGCAUGAAAUUCCGGUCUCUCGCCACGUGGACGGUGAUGAUCGAUGGAUAUACAAGAAAUGGGCAUCUGACGGCCGCGAUGGAUCUCUUCUGGCACGGGAUUCCGGAAUGGAAUGUCGUCUCUUGGAGCGCGGUUGUUCAUGCUCUGGCACAAGCAGGGUUUGUGGCCGACGCGCGGAGGGUCUUCGACUUGGUGAUGGCGGAGCACAAUGCCAUAGCAUGGACGAUUUUGAUCCAGGCGUAUGCUCAAGCCGGCAAUCUGGCACUUGCGACGGAGCUCUUCGACUUAAUGCCGGCGAGGGACACAGCAGCAUGGAAUUCGAUGCUCCAAGGGUACGUUCUCCAUCACAGGAUCGAAGAAGCAGUGGCAUUCUUCCGGUAUUUGAUGCCCGAUCACGACGAGGCCUCGUACACCAUGAUGCUCACUGCGUAUGCCCAGACCGGGCAAAUCAACAAGGCCAGGGAUAUCUUCAGCACAAUGCCACAGCGAAGCAUCGUUGCUUGGAAUGCCAUGCUGGGAGCUUGCUCGGAGAUGGGGCUCUUGAAGGAAUCGAGGGAGCUGUUUGAGAGAAUGGCUCGACACAGCUUGGUUUCGUGGGGCUGCCUUCUAGCGGCGUAUGCUCACAGGGGAAAUCUCGAGCAAGCCAAGGAGAUCUUCGACGCAGUGCCCGAGCAUAAUCUAGCCAGCUCCAACUCAAUGCUUCAAGCUUUCAUCCUCGCCUCGAGAAAGGAGGAAGCACGAGAGAUGUUUGAAGGGAUGAUCCAGCGCGACGUUCUCUCUUGGACGAUUUUACUGGGAGCUUGUGGAUACUCAUGGAAGUUCUUUCUGCGCAUGCCGGAACUCGAUGUGGUGGCCUGGAACUCGAUGCUCGUGGCACUUGCCGCACACGGAGAAUCCAGAGACGCGAUUGAGCUCUUUGGAGUGAUGCAAAUCGAAGGAACGAUCCCGGAUGAAGUAAGCUUCAUGGGAGCGCUAGCAGCUUGCUCGCAUUUGGGCUUGCUCGCCCAGGGAUGGAGAUACUUCGUCUCGAUUACUGAGAGCUACUCGAUGCUUCCGACGAGCAGGCACUAUUGCUUCAUGAUAGACAUGCUGGGGAAAUCGGGACGAGGAGAAGAAGCUCACGAACUUCUCGAGGCGAUGCCGUUUGUCCCGGAUGCCGUUGCUUGGGGAUGCUUGCUCCAGCACCUGAGAUCAAGAUCUCACCGCCAUCUAGCAGUCAGCGCUGCUCGACGUGUUCUUGGGCUCUCUUCAUCAGCUGAUCGCUACGUCUCGAUCUAUAACUUGGUCCAGUCUAGUCGAUCAUCUUGUCACGACUACGCGACGUAGGUGCUGGAAAGGAGAGCAUACGGUGACGAGAUGGUUCUGUCGCAGCCUAUAGCCCCACCAGCCAUUGUUAGAGGUUGUACAACACUCUUCUCCAGAUCCAUCAAUAGAUAAAUUAUGCCUUUGCUCGUUGUGGAUCUUCUUGGACCCGACAGGGAGCAAGAAGCGCCAUCUGGGACUUUAGAGCAUGCUGGAGAUGAGAUCCUUGGCCUUGGCUAGCUGACCGCAGUAGUGCGCUCCCAGUGCUUGGACUUGAUGAUCGUCGACCAUGUUGCGAAAAUAAUUCCAUCCCUGCUCGAACAGCCCGAGCUGGCAGCAAGCGAGAACGCUCACAAACGCUGAAUGGUCGGGAUCAAACAUCAUCGUCGUGAAGGAGCCCUGGAGGAUCACGUCCAGAGCGACGAGGUUCUUCUCGCGCAUUCUAUCCAGCACUCUGCUCGCGGCUCCAAGAUCUCCGGAAGCAACGUAGGCUGAGAUCAUCAAGAGAUCAUCAAAUUGUCCUCGAUCAUGCCAGAGUGGAAGAACGAUACAGCGGAUUGAGCUUAGAUGGAUCAUUGUCGCCAUUGUGGCCAUUUCCCAGCCGGGCAUUCGUUGGAACAAGCGCUCAGCGCACAAGAAACACGAGGAGAAAAUGAAGAAUCGGAAGUAUCUUUUAAAGCCAGAUGAGGAGCGACCAUCGAUGUGGCAACCUCCAGAUUAUAGGAGACCGAGUUGCUUCUAUUGUUCCCUUGGGAAGGAGGAGACAUCAGAGGCAAAUAACCAUGAUCUCAUCUGGGCUUGUCUA
Molecule: messenger RNA, 2320 nt
Organism: Selaginella moellendorffii
Lineage: Eukaryota; Viridiplantae; Streptophyta; Lycopodiopsida; Selaginellales; Selaginellaceae
Product: pentatricopeptide repeat-containing protein At4g02750
Exons: 2
Coding region: 25-1539 (504 amino acids)
Biological process (GO): RNA modification
Molecular function (GO): protein binding; RNA binding
Source: RefSeq, a predicted model, not a curated record